This is a messenger RNA of Elaeis guineensis (African oil palm), 4337 nucleotides long. RefSeq lists its product as uncharacterized. NCBI's taxonomy places the organism in Eukaryota, Viridiplantae, Streptophyta, Magnoliopsida, Arecales, Arecaceae. The record is from RefSeq and is a predicted model, not a curated record.
CAAACAUCAACCCGCUGCUGAGCUACAGUGGCCAGCAAGAGCCUUCCCUCUCGGAAAUCCACCGGUGGACAGCCCCAACAGUACCUUACCAUAGGCCAAAGUCCCCUUCUUUUCCCCUGGGCUCACAAGUUUCGCUGUAAAAGAAAAAAAAGGAGCGAGUGGCAACGUUGCUUUCAUUGCAGUGAUAGGAAUCACCCGCUUGGCAGCUGUCACCGCGCAGCCUCGCGUGCUGAUGCUGCAGAACCCCACUUCUCCUCCUCCUUUUCCUUGCCUCUCCUCUCCCGAAGACUCCCUGCCCUUCCCAUCGAUCAUAUUGCCGGUGUUCCGUUGGAAGAAUUCCUUUUGGAUAGUGAAGUUAAGGUUUUGGAAGAGAUGAAGGAUGGUGCGUCGGCGUCGAGCCUGGCGAUCACGGAGAAGAGGCCGGCGCAGCAGAAGCCCGGCGGCAGUUGCAUCGGUGUCUUCUUCCAGCUCUUCAAUUGGAAGAAGAAGCUCUUCUCCAAGAAACUCCUCCCUCCAGUUUCUGGUGCUGCGAAGAGGGUGUCGAAAAAAAUUGCUGGUAGAGAGGAGAAGAUGCAGAAAGCAUCCAUGGCAAAGCUGUUACUGAUUGCUGAUGAGAACCAUGGAGGCUUUCCGAAUACAAAAAGAUCAGAGGAUGACACCAGCUGUUCUUCGUCCCAAGGUGGUCUGGGCGACGGAAUGCGUGCUCCUGGCUUGGUGGCCAAGCUCAUGGGUCUCGAAUCCAUGCCUGUUGCUCAACGUGAAAAGACAAGGAAUGCUUCGGGUUCCAAGCUCGAUGGCUCUCUUGAUGAGGCUUCAGAGCUCGAAGAAAUUUGCUCGGAAAUGGGUGGGCGUGGAAGGGCUGAGACGAGGCCUCAGAAGGUCCAGAAGACUGGAGUCACUUCCCGGUUCGGUUCCAAUAGUUUCCAGUUCAACAGGAGCAUGCUAUCAAGCUCAAGAAGGCAGCACCACAAGCUCGCUUCCCCUGUGAAGAGCCCGAGGAUGUUUUCGAGAAGGAACAAAGCUCGGUUGAUGGAGGCUGCGACUAAGAUCCUGGAGCCUGGGCUGCAGUCCAGGAAUCAGGGUAGAUGCGCCCUUACUUAUAUCAACUCCUCGCGAGUCAGUAGAGAAGGAUCCAAUGCUUCUCUGUUUCCCAGGAGUUCUGGAGAACCAUCGAAUGAUUUGCUCGUUGGUUCUUGUAAGAAUUGUGGAAAUGUAGUCGAAGUUACUGGGUUGAUGACAAGCGCCAAGGAGACACAGGUAACUCAGAAUGGGUACAGUGAUUCAGAUUUGAGUAAUGCUUCGUCUUCCCAUGCUGUGUAUGAAGAACAUAAGCCGAAACCUCCGGUCAUGCUGUCUGGUCCAAACAGAACAGCUUCGCUUCCUGUUCAAAGCAAGUUCAAUGUGCAGAAUUCACCAGAGAGUGGUCGGAGUAGAGCGACAUCGCUGGCUCUUCAAGCUAAGUUCAAUGUCCAGAGCAGAGCUCAUGACUUGAUGGAAAGGAAGUGCCGUAAAACAUAUGAUCAGCACUUGUGCAAGGCCGGAGAGGAAGUUGCUUCAAGAUCUGCCCUCAAACAGAAUAAUUUGAGGCAAAACCAAUUGCCAUCAGUUCAUGAGAAAGCAUUUAGGGGUUCUGAAGUGUGUGGAAGACAACAGAGCGGAAGAGACCCAUAUGCAUCAAAUGGGACCAAGGAUUUUGUUGCUUUGAGCAGAAACCUGAACAAUUGUAUGCGUUCGAGAUCCCCAUCGAAAGUUUUGGAGAGAAAUAGAGUGGAAAUGGAAAGGAAUGAUUUGGAAAAGAAGAACAUUGCUCAGAAAAGAAGACUGGUGGGUAACUCUCAGAUUGGAAAUGAAGGAAUGGUUAACGUAAUGUUAAUGAAGCAAAGAGGUGCUAGACGUGACUUGAUUAACGAAACAGCAGCAGGGGUUAUGGUUAAUCGUUCGAUCAAUAAAAACAAUGCCAAAAUUGAGUCAUGGAAACAGGUGCAAGUUGGUAGCAAACGUGGGAGUCCAGGUAUAGCUUCUUUCACAUCACCAAUGAGUCACCGUUCUGGGUCUUCCACCCACAGAAAUAUGGUAGGGAAGAGCGGGAGUGCUAAAGAACUCGUUCAUGAUGCUUCUAUUUCAAGAAAGUUAGUAUCAGAUGAAGAGACAGGAAACUUCUCAUCUCAGAAAGGAAUGACCCAAGGGGAGGAUGCACUGACUGCUCUUCUAAAACAAAUCAGAGAGUCUUUGGUCCAAGAUGGGUUCCAAACAGGGGAUGCUGUUCCACAUAGAUCUCCUGCAUCUGUUCUUGAAGAGCUGAUUUCUGCCCUUUCAGAUGGAUCUUGUCCACCUAAGAGAAAUGGUGAUGGAUUGCCAAGUGGGUUGGGCCCAAAAGAUAAAUUGUGUUAUGGCUGCACUCAUUUAUCUAAUUCUGCCAAUUCUCAUGGUGAGAUACCUAUGAUCAAUAAAAAAUUUCAGGCAGGGGCAAAAGCAGGGAUAUCCAUGGCAUAUCCAGCCAGUGAUGGGGAUCAUCCUAGCCCAAUAUCAAUUCUUGAAGCUUCUUUCUCAAAUGACAGCUGCUAUUCUUGGAGUCCCAGCGGCUGCUCAGGAUGCAAACCAGAGUCUACUUUAAGCUCCUGCAGCAAGAUACAAGCGUUGGAUCCAGAAAGUGAUCUUUUAGACUCUGCAUCUUCUACUAAUAUUGGGAGGUUUGAUACUGAGAACACUGCCUGCUCGGUUGGCAAUAGUUCAACCAUGCAUGGUAUCUAUUCCUGUGAAUUUGAACUCAAGGACAGUAAGCUCAGGUAUUACAUUGAUGCUAUUUCCAAUGCUGGAUUGCUGUUUGAGAGCAGUUCCUCGUUUGGCUCAAAUGUGGCAGAUUACUCUUCCAUAGAUUUGUUUCUUCAUGAUAUGGUAGAAGCAAUGAUAAAUGCCUCUCAUAUUAGUACAAAAUGCAGUUCUGGUUUCAGAGAGGAUAAAGAGGGGAGUUCACUUGGGCGGCUUGAUUUUGACUGCAUGAUAGAGUGUUUGGAUUCUAAAUACAGCUGCCUCUGUAGUUCUGGUUACAAGGCAUGGUCGAUUCUUCCAUUGCUUUUAAGCAAAGAUAGGUUGGUAAAAGUGGUUGAAAAGGAAAUAACAGGAUGGACAGAUUUGGCUGGGAAGACUUUAGAUGAGCUGAUUGAGAAGGAUAUGAACCUUUCAACCGGAAAAUGGACAGAGUUCAAAGUUGAAGCAUUUGAAAUUUGCAUGCAGAUUGAGGACAAUGUACUCCAGGUACUGAUUGAUGAGACUGUGAUAGAUUUUUGUUUGUGCUGAAUGAAGACAUGGGAAUGCUAAAAGCUUCUUAAGAAGCAUACAGCAUUGUAUUAGAUGCAAAUUUGUGAGCUAUACUUUGUAUACAGCCAUGUGUGGACAAAAGCAUCAUGUACAAACGAGGUGGUGUUUUAGGUUUUGUAGAGGAAUUGUUCAUAGGAGCUGUUGAUUUGUGAAUUUGGAAGGAACAUGCAGCUUUUUUGCAUUGGAAGUUGCUACUUUCUGGAGUUUUCCAGUGCUUCUUUUUUCGUUUCUUUUCUUUUCUUUUCUUUUCUUUUUUUUUGUGGGUGGUUGGUUGGUCGGGGGGGGGGGGGGGGGCGCCAAGUGGUUAUCAGAACUGAGUGAUGUAUCCCGUUUUGUUGUAUUUUCCUGAAUCUAAACCAAGUAGUUGAAAUAUCUCUUAGUAAACUGGAAUCUUUUAUGUGUUUUCUUGUUUAAAGCAGACUGUGGGUUCCUGAAAAAAUGGGUACACGGGUUAGGCUUUGUACUCGAAGUAAAAUUUUCUGUACCUAUGUGAAUAAUGGACUCUACCAGAGAUAGCCUUGACAAAAGAGUUUGGUCCGGUCAUCAAAAUUGCAUCAUCUGCUAGUCUUAUCAAGAUUAUGCUUAUCAUUGUAGUACCUGUUCUCUCAAUUGAUUUGAAUGCAAAUAAAAAAAUUCCAUGGAAAGCGAGAGAGGACUUGGUCCUUCUGGCCUCUUCAUGCAAAAGAGGAGAUUCUCAGGUGGUGGAUAAUGUUACUUCAGUUCAUGAAAAGAGACUCAACCUGAAUGGUCGUGAUGCCAGGGGAUAUGUAUCUUGCUGGAAGGCUAGCUCAGAGGUAUGUUUCGGUUGAAGAUAUCAAUAGUACUCCCAUCACAAAUGGUUGUGGUGUAAUGUAAUUGCCCUGUUGUUGAACUUGGGAUUUCUGAAUUAAGUGAAAUCCUCUUGUUUCAGACUGUAGUCUAGUUUUAAUCCAUCCAAAAAUAGGUAUUUCUUCUUUUAUUUUACCAUGACUUAUUCUCUUGACAAAAUCAAAAUCCAAAAGCAAUGAAAAAUCUAGCCU